AUGUGGUGUUUUGAUCCACGUUCUAAUGCAUGGUCAGAGUUAUCUUGUAUCGGUUUCAUUCCUUCCGCACGAAAGUUUCAUGGUGCUGCCAUCGUGGAUGAUGUUAUGUAUGUAUUUGGCGGUAUGACACAAGAUGGUCAAGAAUUAGGAGAUUUGACAGCUUUUAGGAUAAGUAGUAA
This is a messenger RNA of Scutellospora calospora, 179 nucleotides long. The record is from the annotation of a GenBank genome assembly. NCBI's taxonomy places the organism in Eukaryota, Fungi, Glomeromycota, Glomeromycetes, Diversisporales, Gigasporaceae.